UAAGUGCGAAAAUGUGAAGUACUAUGGCCAUGUUUGAAAAUUACAUUUGAAGCGGAGAUGCCUUCCUCAAAAAUGAUAUCUAUGGUGUAACAAUCUUUGGAAGGAGAAUCGAUCUGAAACCACAUAACAGCAUACACGAUUAUCGAUCAAGGAUACGUAAACAGCCUGUAGUAUAGUCGUGCACACGCUGUGACCAGGCCACUUAGCGUAUGUUUGUUUAGUACCUUUUACGACUAUAUUCGUCUGGGCAUGUGUUAGGUUACGGAGGAGCCAGUGUCUAGCGUAUAGUUGAGGAUUGGAUGGCACGGCGCCAUACUUCGAGAGGGUCAUUUAUAACUGUUAUCGUGAGACUUACUAGGCCACUUACUACCUCCACUAUGUCUAUUCUUCACCCCUCUCCUAUUUUACAGAAAGAAACUUAAUUUUCUAUAAAUGAUCUAUUCCUUUCUUGAUGGACAAAAAAUGGAAUGAGCUGAGACGACACAUCGUGAAUUAUUGAACUAAAAUAGAAUAAUUUAUAGAAAUAUAGAAUUAGAAUUGUUAGUUGUAUUGUUUUCUACAAAAUCAUCAACAAUGACUUCCCAGUUGAGAAACUAUAGGAAAGUAGAGAAGAUUAUUUUAUGUAAAAUAUAUAAUUGUUGCCGGGCCAAUUACAAACCUGUUUUCAUUAGCUUUAGAACUUGUAACUGUAAUAACUGUGCACACGAUCCUAAUCCUUUGUUCUCGCAAAGCAACUUUGAGUGGUGAACUGACUGAACUUUGGACACAUAAUGCUUACAGUUGGUAAUAUGCUAGCAUUACAUAAACCUACGUGAUAACUAUGCAUAGGUAAAUUUUCAUCUUUAACAUUGCUAAGUAUAAUUUCUGUCACGAUGUAUAUGUAAGUAUAUUUUCAACUUAUAUUUAUCAUAGAAAUAUAUUAAUUUCAAUAAAUGACACUUAAAUAGUAUACGAGUCGUUUAAUAAGUUGUAAACGAAGAUAAAACUGGUAACAUCUAUUGAAGCUCUUCAUGUUUAUCGAACAACAAACGCAGAAUAAUCGAUAUCACUUUUGUGAUUAUCCUGCAGAUUAUAGCAGAAUUUUAUUUAUUACAACACGUGAAACGAGAGAGCGUCGCGACAUUGGUGUUGCAACCAACAGCUGAUCGUUAUUGGGGACAUUUCUCAUCGCUUUUUUCUCUGUCGCUUAGAGGCGCAGCACUUAAUUCUAAUAUGGAAAUAUGUCGUGCACUCCGCAAGCCGACGAUUAAUGCGAAUAAAUCGAUUUUUGGCGUAGAGGUACGACGGUUGCCGCCAAAUCCUGGAAGCUACGCCAAGUGGCGGAAACACGGGAAUUCCAUCUGGAUUUACUAAGAUCAGUGCCAUUUAAUGUGGGGCUCGAUAAAUCCCUUAAAAGCUGGUGGUCCGCAAGAAGACGGCGCAUUACAAUUUUCCAGAAAGGAGAGUGGCGAACGUCUAGAAGAGACGCAGACAAAUCUGCAAAUGCAAGGCUUCAGGUGCCAAAUGCUUUCAUCGUAUAACCCAAUUAGAAGCGUCCUAGGCGAACCUGUGGCGCGGGGCGUCAUUCUACUGUUGAAAAUCAUCGUGACAAGGUGCGUCAUCGGUCGAGUGCGAAAUUUUAACUGCGCAAUUAUCGUUCUGUGAAUUGUAAUUCUUGUGUUCUGUGAAUUGUGACUUAUAAAGGAAGCAUGCAUAUCUCAUGACGAUUUAUAGCCAUAUCAUGACAUAUCAGAUAUUAACUCGCAAGGAGCAUAAAUAAAUAAAUACGAGAAAGAUUUGGAUUCCACCUGAAUGAAAGGAAAUGGCUAGAAGUCCAGAUGGAAUAGUAACUUUGGAAGACAAUACCGGAAGGCGAAAUGUGCCUAAUUGUUUCCUUCCCAUCUAUUCAUCUUCUCUUUCAUCACGCCAGAAGUUGUUAUGUAUUGCAAAAACGGGGCAAGAUCUUGUGUCUCCAUCUUCACGGAUUCAUCAUAAAUGGGUGACGGUGGCGGGAACGAGCAACGUGGGACCGCACGGUGGAAGAGGAGGCGGGAAGGGGGAUCCCCUCGCAGCAGGGUUGUCGAGGAGGUGGUGCGUGGUGCGGAGGAGGCGGGACAGAGGGUGGCGGGAAAGUCGCAGGAAGCGAGAAGGGAGGAGGAGGAGGAGGAGGAGGAGGUUUGGAGAGAGAACACAAGGCCGCAAGGCUGUGUGUGUGUUUGUUGUGCUGAAGGAGAAAACGGGAAGAACGUCGUCGAAAAGAAGAGAAACGGGGGAGAAAGUGUGCGGGAGAAAGAAUAGAGAAAGGUAGGGAUAACGUGUGCCGUUGACGUGAUUACGAGUGACGUGACGUGACGUGACGUGACGUCGAGGCGUCGAGAUGCUGCUGGAUGAGAUGGCCGCCUCCGUUCACACGCUGCUGUCACUACUUCUCGUCCUCGGUGGUUGUACGAUGUGCACCGGCAGGAUCACGAAUCAGGAGAUAGUGACAAUGACAGAUGCGGAGGCAGUGGCAGGUGCAAUUGCUCAGUUACCAUGCGACGUGGAACCUCCAGUCCCCGGGGACAAGCUGCAUCUAGUUAUUUGGUACAAGGAGGAAGCAGACGCACCGAUAUACAGUUUCGACACGAGAGGUCGAAGCAACCUGGAACAAGGGAAACACUGGCAGGAUAUCAGCCUCGAAAAUCGUGCCUUCUUCAGAUAUUCAGAACACCCCGCGAAACUCAUUCUCGAGAAAGUCGGUGAGAGCGACGCCGCCGUUUACAGAUGCAGGGUCGAUUUCAAGCAAUCCCCCACCAGAAACAGCAAAGUGAAUCUCACGGUUAUCAUACCGCCGGAACAGCUUAGCAUAUUGAACGAGGAUGGAACGUCUCAUAUUCCCCAUUACAUCCUGGGCCCGUACACCGAGGGCGCAUCCCUGAAUAUUACCUGCGACGCUACUGGUGGUCGACCUCAGCCAAGAGUGACGUGGUGGCAAGAGAACGCUCUCCUCGACGACACUUACGAAACUAUCGAAACGAAGAAGGUACGGAAUGUGCUGCGAUUGGAAAAGUUGGGCCGCGAGCAUCUGAACACGGUUUUAACUUGUCAAGCUUCGAAUAACAACAUGGUCGCUCCGAUUUCCAGUUCUGUUGCCCUCGAUAUGAAUCUGAAACCAUUGUGGGUCCGUAUGCAAGGGAAGAACCGUCCAUUUAGCGCUGGCACCAUAUACGAGAUCACUUGUGAAGUGGUUGGGGCUAGGCCGACGCCGAAAAUCACGUGGUCCAAGGGUAGCACGAUACUGAAGGACGCCAGACAAACGAUAAGCCCCGACAACAACAUCACCAUCAGCGUCCUCACGUUCGUGCCGAGUAUCGAGGAUGCGGGCAAGUUCCUCUCCUGCCAUGGGAGUGUGCAGAAUAUCCAGGAUUCCGAGAUGAAGGACGAGUGGAAGCUCGACAUAUACCACGAGCCGGUGGUUACCCUCGAGCUCGGCAGCAAUUUGAACUUGAGCGCAAUCCGCGAGGGUAUCGACGUUUACUUCGAGUGCAAUAUCAAGUCGAAUCCGUGGGUGUACAAGGUCUCCUGGCGGCACAACCGUAAUCCGUUGUAUCAUAAUCAAGCAACUGGAACCAUAAUCAGUAAUCAAAGCCUGGUACUGCAAAGCGUGACUCGCAGUAGAGCUGGGAUAUACACGUGUAUUGGCAGCAAUCAGGAAGGCGAUGGAGAGAGCAAUCCACUGAAUCUGGACAUCAAAUUCGCCCCAGUUUGUCACCACGGUCAGAUAAAGGUAUUCGGUGUGGCGCGGCAGGAAACCGCGAGGAUACCGUGCGAGCUCGAGGCAAAUCCACCGGAAGUAACGUUUACGUGGAAGUUCAAUAACACAAUGGAGACGAUCGACAUACCUCAAGCACAAGUCAUCAGCGAGCGAACACGUUCCACGGCCUCUUACACACCAAUGACCGAGUUAGACUAUGGCACUCUGCUUUGUUGGGGUACAAAUGAGCAGGGAACGCAACUUGAACCCUGUGUCUAUCACAUUGUCCCAGCUGGUCACCCGGACACACCGCGCAAUUGCUCUCUUUUGAACCAGACAAUAGACUCGCUGUACGUGGAGUGCAUCGAGGGGUUCGACGGUGGUCUGCCGCAGAAGUUCACGAUACAGGUGGACCGCGAGUCGGGAACAAGCAGCACAUCCUCGAAACCGAGCACCACGGUUUACAAUCAAACGAGCAAAGUGGCAUCGUUCUCGGUCGGAAAUCUCGAGCCGGGGACCACCUACGACGUCCACAUAUACGCGAGCAACAGCAAAGGUCGAAGCGAGACCGUCCACUUCCGUGCAACCACCCUGAAUCUGCCCGAAAGGCGAACAGGUGAGAAGCUGGCGCAACCCCCUCCCCCGGAGAAUUGCACGAUCAGGGAAGAGAGUCGGACGACGGUGAGGGUGAGCUGCGCCGAGAGCGAGUUCAUCGACCCCCGGACUGCCACCUAUGUCCUCCAGGUCUUCGACGCGGACACCAGGCGUCUUUUGGCCUCCGCGACUAGCAUGACGCCUAGCAUGCUCGAGAUCACCGAUCUGCCCGCUGAGAGGAGUUACUCGGGCCUGGUUCUCUCGCUGAGGAUCAUGACGGAGCACGCGAUGAGCGACGCGACGGUCCUUCACAGCCCGCACUAUGUUCAGGAGGGUAAGAUAAAGGAGCACCAAGCAUACCCAGCUCUCACGCCAAAGAUACUGUCCCUGUCCGGACCACUGUUCGGCAUGGUAGUCGGAUCGACGGCAGGUGUUCUACUAGUGGGCUUCGUGAUAACCCUGGCGGUGAAAUUACGGCUUCGAGCAAGGUCUCAGGAGGACAAGGACUCUCACGACGACGGUGGCAUGGCAAACCUGGCCGCGUCCGGUACCGGCAGCUCCUCUCCACGUGAUAAAUCGUCGACCCUGCCUCUCAAUUCCGACAGCAUCGAGAGUUUCGAGAAGGAUCCAGAUAUAAUUCCUCACGCUAACGAAAAUUCUUACUCUGAAUUGUGCAAGAGUACUUCACCACGUUACGUAUUACAUCAACCACGAUCGGAUGCAAGUACUUUUACCAAUACAAGCAACGGAUCAGAGUUAACGUACGCCGAGCUGUCGCUUCGGGGUAACCGACGAAUACCUCCUAAUUGUUAUCAGCCAGUACAGGUAUCCAAUAUUCAACGACCUCAACUACUGCCCAUGUCGACUCUGACGCGUAGGCAACCUAUCCAGGAACCGACGAUUUACGCGCAAGUCGCCAGUCAUUCUAAGCCGAUUUAUGUGCCACCUCCACAUCCAUACAUGAGUCGUAACAAUGACGAGACCACGGCAGAAACUCCAUUAAUCGGACAUGACAAUAAGAUUACUACCAUCAGCCAAUCUGGUAGCUCAAUAUGGCGUACCGAUACGCCACCAGUCUCAAAUGCACCAACGACAUGAUUCUAAAACUUUCGAUUACAUUCGAAGCAACGUUCUACUCUUAUAAACGUUUUUCCACGCACCGUUAAUUACAAAAAAAAAAAAAAGUUAAAUUCAUUUAAUAGAACAAGAAAAAAGAAACGAAAAGAAAAAGAAAAGACUAUCCCGCACGAUGUUCCUCGUAGAUCAUUUACGCGGAACGACGCGACGUGUAUGAUAUGUUAUCGUUAAACUUUCUCGUACAUAUGUUACAGAAGGUUCUCAAUAAAUAAUGAACGAUGAAAGUAAUAUAAAAACACACGCACACACACACCCACCCACCCACACAAAUGUUUGCGCGAAGUAUAAUACGAAUAUAUUAUAUAUGCUUUCCGAAUGAUUUGUAAUAGAGUUAUUAUUGAAACGCGGGAAUGAUCGUCUCGAAUCGCGAUGUCUCGAAACUUCUUGUCGAGAUAUCGAGAAUUACGAUAUCUCGAAUAGAAACGAAUUUUCUGUUUCGCGGAUAAAACAAUCGAUGGCGCAGUAGUAAUCGGCAGUAAUGGUUCUAAUAAUUGAAAAGUAUUAAUUUCGUUGAUCCUUCUCAACCGUCCGUAAAAGAAGGGAAAGAAAAAAAAAAAA
This is a messenger RNA of Apis mellifera (honey bee), 6001 nucleotides long. Its product is annotated as immunoglobulin-like and fibronectin type III domain containing 14. The record is from RefSeq and is a predicted model, not a curated record. Gene Ontology annotation, molecular function: protein binding. The transcript is spliced from 22 exons. Lineage: Eukaryota; Metazoa; Arthropoda; Insecta; Hymenoptera; Apidae. The coding region runs from base 2357 to 5404 and encodes 1015 amino acids.